AUGGAUCAGCCCUAUAAAAAUGUCCUCCAUUCACUGUCCAUUCUUUGUGUUCCAGACAAUGGCAGGUCCUCUUCACUUAGGUCCCAUAUCCAUAAGCAGACUGAAAAGACAACAAGAGUACGGACUGUUCUGAAUGAAAAGCAGUUACACACACUACGAACGUGCUACGCAGCCAACCCUCGACCGGACGCCUUGAUGAAAGAACAGUUGGUAGAAAUGACUGGACUCAGCCCGAGGGUGAUCCGGGUCUGGUUUCAGAACAAACGCUGUAAAGACAAGAAGAAAUCCAUCCUCAUGAAACAGCUACAGCAGCAGCAACAACUCAGUGACAAGACGUUGUCUUUUCAGAGUCUUCAAGGGUUAACAGGAACGCCACUUGUAGCAGGAAGCCCCAUCCGCCAUGACAGUGCCGUGCAGGGAAAUGCAGUAGAGGUACAGACUUAUCAACCGCCCUGGAAAGCACUCAGUGAUUUUGCAUUACAGAGUGACUUGGAGCAACCAGCAUUUCAGCAGUUGGUAUCAUUUUCAGAAUCAGGUUCCCUUGGUAACUCUUCUGGGAGUGAUGUCACCUCCUUGUCUUCCCAACUUCCAGAUACCCCAAACAGCAUGGUCCCUAGUCCAGUGGAAACGUGA
Molecule: messenger RNA, 633 nt
Organism: Staurois parvus
Lineage: Eukaryota; Metazoa; Chordata; Amphibia; Anura; Ranidae
Source: the annotation of a GenBank genome assembly